UAAAAUUGUAUGCGUUCUUUAAAUAAAAAUGUUUCGGGUUUCUUUGUCGCUUGAGUAAUUGAAAUGUUUUGACUGUUUAACAACAUGGCGGCUCUUGUAAAUUUAUUUCGGGUUGUUGUCGUUGUUUGGAACAUAUUGUUUCUGAUCACAGGGAUUAUUUUAUUCGGCGUUGGACUAUUUUUACGGUUUGGAGAGGCUGUAAUUGAGUCGUCAUUGGACGGUGUGAAAUCCUCUCUCGAGAAGACACUGUCGGAUUCUGGGUUUGGAGACGUUAAUAUUGAUGUUGAUUGGUCAUCUAUCUUCUUUGAAAUAGCAUUGUCGUUCAUAUUCAUAGGACUGGCAAUUGUUGCCAUCACUAUUUUUGGAUGUUGCGGUGCUUGCUACAAGAUAAAGUGUUUUCUCAUUUCCUAUACCGUGAUUUGCACCAUCUUGUGGGUAGGUCAGACGGUGAUUGUUGGUAUGAUCUACGGCUCCCCAGAUACAAUACAAGAACCUUUCAAGAUAAAGCUAAAGGAUGGUAUUCAGUCGCAAUAUGCAGGUCUGAAUGGAACAAACCUGGUUUCUCAAGGCUGGAAUGUUGUCAUGCAAAAGAUGAAAUGUUGCGGUGUUGACAGUUAUGCGGAUUUUAAGGGAGCAUCCAACUGGAUCAUCGACUACACAUCUAAUACUCCUUCAAUAAACCUGACCACACCAUUAGCUUGUUGUAAAACACUGCCAUCCAGUGAAGACUUCACGUGUGCCGGAAGCAACGCCUCUGAUUCGGACAACUACUUAGACAAAGGUUGUUUUGACAAAAUUUGGAGCAUGAUAUUUGGAGAUUUAACAGCCAUUCUUCUGGGAGCUCUUGGUACACUACAGUUGCUACUGAUUGUCUUCGCUAUUGUUAUAUUAUGUUCAGACCAGGAAACUAAAGAGAAUAAAGUAGCACCGGGCGAUGUAACUGAUACAGGAGAUAAAAGGUCAGAAAUUAAGAGACCUGAAUUGAUGUUUCGCGAGACGGCAUGGAGAAAAUUCUAAAGGUGUAUUAAAAUGUAAAGUAUGAGAGUGCAACAUUUAAAACGUGGACUCCUGUGGAGAGUUUGUCUUUUUAGACAAUGAUCAUCAAUCAAAUAUCUUAAAAUGAGCAAAUGAGAUGCCCAGUUUCUCUAUGUUUCGGACAUGAUUGUUUUCUUGUUGUUGCUGCUGCUGUUUUCUAAAUAUAGUUACUUGAUUUAAAUGUCAAUGUGUUAUUUUCUCAAAAAUGUUUUAUUUUCUGUUUUUGUAAAAACAUAGGUUUUUAUUACAUAUUUUAAUAUAUACAGGACAUUGCUGUGCAAAUGUUAUUGAUGUAUUUUACUUCAAAAAAUAAGAAGGGAAACGGAUGGACACAUUUAAUCAUGUAAAGAAUAGAACAGAAUGUAUCUUUGCUUGGCGGCGGUUUUGUUGUUGUUGUGUUGUUGUUGUUUUUUGUUGUGGUGUUGUUGUUGUUAUUGUUGUUGUUGCUUAUAAAUUGUAUUUUACGUAGUUUCAAAUAACACUGGAUAAUGUUUUCUAUGAUUUUAAACAAUAAAAUUUUGUUUAACAAAUAAACUGUUCAGAAGGAACCAGGAAUGCCCUAACAGUUAAUAAUUCAAUAAUUUCCUACCAUCUUUUCUUACACUUUCAUAUCUUCUACAAUGCAUGUUAAUAUCAUUUUAGUAAUAUGCCUGUUUAUUAUUAGAAUUCCAUAUGCUUUUGUUGUAUCUAUUUAUACGGGAAAAAAAGAUGUGUACAAGGGUAAUAAUGAACCAAAUGGCCAUUGAUAUGAAGCACUUGGCCCUUACAGCUCUAGUGGAAUCCCAAACGCGCCUGAAAUAAUGCCUUAAGUAAUUCCUGAGAUAAUGCACUGAGACGUCUGAUUAUUCCACAUACAUGUAUAUAGCGGUUUUCCUGAGUAAUACUAAAAAUGUGGCUCCGUACAGGGUAAGGAAAAAUCUUUUCUUCAUAUCUUUAUAAAAAAAUUUUGGUGUAAAAUAAAGAGAUAAUUAUACAUUGUGUUAUUGUUUCUAUUGGACUCGUACACAGCUGCAAAUCCUAUAUAAGGUUCGGAUAGCGCCUCAUUCCAAUAU
This is a messenger RNA of Ruditapes philippinarum (Manila clam), 2087 nucleotides long. RefSeq names its product tetraspanin-1-like. Gene Ontology annotation, cellular component: membrane. The record is from RefSeq and is a predicted model, not a curated record. Bases 85 to 1017 code for a protein of 310 amino acids. The transcript has 7 exons. Lineage: Eukaryota; Metazoa; Mollusca; Bivalvia; Venerida; Veneridae.